Messenger RNA from Paramecium tetraurelia, 678 nucleotides. RefSeq lists its product as uncharacterized. NCBI's taxonomy places the organism in Eukaryota, Ciliophora, Oligohymenophorea, Peniculida, Parameciidae. The transcript has 2 exons. Gene Ontology annotation, molecular function: lysozyme activity. The record is from RefSeq and is a predicted model, not a curated record. Gene Ontology annotation, biological process: cell wall macromolecule catabolic process; signal transduction; peptidoglycan catabolic process.
AUGUAAUAAAAAAUCAUCACUCUUUGCAUCAUCAGUUGCUUAAUUACAUCCACAUUAGCCGUUAAAGGCAUAGAUAUAGCUGACGCCUUUAAUAAUUUUACUUGUUUCAAAAAUGCAGGUUAUCAAUUUGCCAUCAUUCGUGGAUAUAGAAGUUAUGGAGCAGUUGAUCCAAAUGGUGCCACCAACAUGAAAAAUGCAUAAGCCGCAGGAUUAAUCACAGAUGCAUAUUUCUUCCCAUGCAAAGGAAAAAUCACAGCCGCUUAGUAGGUCUCUGAUUUUAUUAGUGCAUUCGGACAAGAAGAAGAGAACUCAACCAAUGGAUUAUAUGGAACUAUCUGGGUGGAUGUUGAAACCAACCCAAGUACUGGCUGUGGAUGGAGCAGCUCUGAUUACACCGGAAAUUGCAAUUUCUUGAAUGAUUUGAUCACAACCUUUAAAAACAAAGGAAAGCUCACAGGUAUUUAUUCUAGCAAAUACUAAUGGGAAACUAUUUUUGGAUCAGCUUCAGCAUGUGCUAAAUUUACGUCAUUACCUCUUUGGUAUGCUCAUUAUGACAAUAGCCCAUCAUUUUCUGAUUAUGCUAAAUAUUCAUUUGGUGGGUGGACUACUCCUAACAUAAAAUAAUAUAACGGAGAUCAAACUGUCUGCAAUGCAGAUGUUGAUUUGAAUUUUUAUUGA